AUGGGGCGGGCGGCUCUCCUGCCGUUGAACCAAGGAGUGAGGGGACAACCAGGCGCCGUCUCACAGACUCUCCAUCACCCUCUGCCCGCCCAGCUCGCCGUUGCUGCCGUCUCGAGCCUCCGUCACCUGAUUGGUGCGGCCGAGCCCAAAGGGGCGGUGACCUUCACCGUUGCGCUCGUCUAUUGGAUAACCGCGCCAUCCAUCAGCUCCGGGCCUCGCCUCUUCCGGUGGCUUGCACCAGAUCCCUUCUGGGAAUUUUGUCAUAAACUUCAGGAGUCCUUGUUCAGUUCAGCGAGUGGAUACAGCAAUUACAGAGGGAUUCUGAACUGGUGUGUGGUCAUGCUGAUUUUGAGCAAUGCUCGUCUUUUUCUGGAGAAUCUUAUUAAAUAUGGUAUAUUAGUGGAUCCAAUUCAAAUAAUCUCACUGUUCCUGAAAGACCCCUACAGUUGGCCUGCUUUGUGCCUUAUAAUUGUCUCGAAUACUUUUGUAAUUGUGACACUGCACAUUGAAAGGAAAAUGGCUAUGGGUGUUUUGUCUGAGCGUUUCGGGUUGGCUUUGCAUACAGUUAACCUGACCGCCAUUCUAUCCUUCCCUGUAGCAGUGGUAUUAUCGGUUGACUCAAUAACUCCAGUGGGUGCUGUAAUGGCACUGAUGUGCUACACCAUUCAGUUUCUCAAACUCUACUCGUACAAAGAUGUAAACAAGUGGUGUCGAGAAUUGCGCAGAGCAAAAGUGAAGACUCUGGUGAGAUCUCUGUCAGCUCCUGGCUUGAAAGAGAAUGGCGAAGCUGUACAGUCGGUGGUCAUGUAUCCUGGGAACCUGACAUACAAAGACAUGUAUUAUUUCCUAUUUGCACCCACCCUGUGCUAUGAGCUAAAUUUUCCCCGAUCGCCCCGGAUCCGAAAACGGUUCUUACUGAGGAGAAUGUUUGAAAUGCUUUUCCUCAUUCAGUUGCAAGUGGGGUUAGUUCAACAGUGGUUGGUGCCUGCUAUACAGAAUUCCAUGAAACCAUUCAAAGAUAUGGACUAUUCCAGGAUGAUAGAGCGCUUACUGAAGCUUGCAGUUCCCAACCACCUAAUCUGGCUCAUCUUUUUCUACUGGUUUUUUCACUCAUCUAUGAACGUUUUGGCUGAAAUAAUGAAGUUUGGAGAUCGGGAGUUCUACAGGGACUGGUGGAAUUCCGAGACAGUGACAUACUUCUGGAAGAACUGGAAUAUUCCCGUUCACAAGUGGUGCAGCAGGCACUUCUACAAGCCCAUGCUGAAGAUAGGGGUGAACAAGAGGAUUGCACAGACCGCAGUCUUCCUGGCAUCUGCUUUCUUUCACGAGUAUCUGGUCAGUGUUCCUCUGAAGAUGUUCCGUCUGUGGGCAUUCAUGGGGAUGAUGGCUCAGGUUCCACUGGCUUGGUUAGUUGGGAAGUUUCUGAGUGGGAAUUAUGGAAACGCAGCAGUGUGGUUGUCCCUGAUCAUCGGUCAGCCAAUUGCAGUGCUGAUGUAUGUCCACGAUUAUUACAUCCUGAACUAUGAGGGAUCACAGUGAUCACAGGAAACCUGCAAAAACUACACAGUCUGGAACGUGAGCAAGGACACUCAACUACUUUCAUAAUCGGUGGAAAUUUCUUGGAGAGGAUUUUCUUUUGUUUCAAAGGGUUUAAAUGCCUUAAAUUGUUUGAGGAACACACAGGCCACCAUCCUGUGCAAAUUAUUCUUUUUGCAACCACCGAGCAGUGGGGGAAAUGGUAAUGCAGUCACUGAAUAUUGCAAAUUGGGCCCAGAGGACUGAAGCUGGUGACUGGCUGGUCAGAGGUUUGGGGAAUGAGGGUAAAGGUGGAAAUAGUUUUCAGUCGGCAAAAUCCCGGUGAUGUGGGAUGUACAAUGUGUGACCCAUAAGACGUGCUAGUGUAACCAUCCGUUGUAAAAGAGGGAAAGGUGGUUGGAUUUUGUCUACAUGAUCCCCAACAAACGGGGGGGUGGGAGGGGGCAGUGGGAUUGAAUGAGAAAAUGUCACGUUUUAAUUGAGCCUGGUGAAAAUAAUUCAUUCACCAUCUCUCUCCUCAUCCAGGAUCGGGGGAUUGAAGCACAUAAUAGGGUGUUCUUUUCUCCUCUAACUUCUUUUGAAAUGUCUGAGAGUAUUAACAUUGAACGUCAGCUGGAUGGUACCCCAUGGAGGACACUUAUUUUUUUUUCAUCUUUGUUUGUUUGUUGCUGGUAGGUUUCUUUUCUGCACCUCACAUUUCCUCCACCCAGCAAGGAACAUUCCUGGUCACAGGUUGGAGUUGUGAUAGCUGUGUUUAGGAAUGUGCUCUGUGUAGUGAAUGAGCCCAGUGUAGGAUUUCUCCAUUUUGCUGAGUACAUGUAGCCCUCGGGUUGAAUAAGCCUCCAGGAGUCAAACAUCAUCCCCAAAUAAUUUGUCAAUUACCUGCUGAGUCAAUGGAAGGGUAAGGUUAUAAGAUGGAGUAAAAGCCAUGUUUUUCAUCCUCUGCGAGUGACUCCCUUGUUCCCUGGUUUCCUGAAGCCUGCUCACCUGUGACAAGGUUAGAGUCUCCGAUACAGCCGGUGAGGUGAUGGAAUGAUUUGUCUGUAUGAGGGAAUCUCACAGGAGGAAGUCCUGCCCAGCAGCUUUUCAUCCUGUCAGAAACAUUUGACUUUUGCUGACAUAUUCUAACAAAACGCUGGGUGAGUGAGUGAAUGCCUUAAACAACAAAAUACUCCUUCACUGCGUACUCCAUCAGUUCCUCCUUUAGGAACUGUGCUCUGGUUUCACAAGCCCCAUUACGUGCUGGUUUCACCAUGUCCAGUCAACAACCAAGUGUUAUGGAUGUUUCUCACUAUAAACACUGAUCGUAGGAAAACUCAAUAUUUUUCAAAAAUGUUUCCAUGUUUAAGGGAGCUAAAACCAGUCUGAACCAGAGACAAUCCUCCCCAGAAAAGUGUCUGUUUUUCACUAAGUGCCUGACUGAUUUUGAAACCUCUGAUUGUAAGUUUGUUUGCUGAUUCUUACUGCAACAAAACUGCAUCAGCAAUGCAAUUUCUGGAGUAUUAUCUUUCGUAGAGUCAAAAUUUAACAUUCCUGUCCCACUAGGGGAGCACAUCAGCAACUGAAAUCUGGAUUGAUUUGUAUAGAGGAGAGGGGCUUAUUUUACUACAGGCGAACAGCAAGUAGAGGAGGGGUGGUGUGUGGAUAGAUGCUUCUACUAAUAGGAUCUGUGCUGAGAUAGUUGUUUCCUGUUGUGGCUCUGUGUCAUCACCAUUGCUGACUACAGUUCAUGAGUAAAGCCAUUGAGGUACACUGCACUGGCGAAAUAUAUAUUGAAUAGGAGGAAGCGUUAAAGGAGCAACUUGGGCUGUGAAACAUUCUAAUGUUUUGUUUCUGUUAAGUGGGUCUGAGUUUCUUUUUACAGAGGGAUUGGAGGAAAGGAGAGCAAGAAAAUCUGCUACAGCCUAACCAUGACCUGAGAACACCCUGCCUCAUCAAAAUCUUCCCUCACGCCAGUUUCCAUGUUGUACCUUGUCCUCAGCUCCUUGUGGUUCUUAUUCAAUACCUGCUUCAUGCCCCUGGAAAUGAGGGAGGCAGAUUAUUGGAAAAUCAAGUGGUGGCAAUGAUUUUCUGCUUCGGCAAUCUCUAACUGGUCUGUACAGUCAGUGAAUCCUGACUGGAGCGCAGUGCAGAAUCUGAUUUUAUUUGGUGGGCGGGGGGAUCCGGACAAUACGAUUGUGUUGUCCUAUUUGCGCUCAUUUUUGACUUUUGUAUAGCUUUUUUAUCUUUAUAAGAAAACUGCCGUCCUCUGCAGAGAUCUUAUUUUUGUAAAUACAUUGCCCCCACCUGGGGGUGGGCUGUGUAGCAGUGAGCUGAGGCAAGACUGUGAUGCUCCCAUCUGGUUCACUGUAUUGCAGAAAUUUAUUUUCACUACUUCCAUUCCCUUUGUCCUGUGAAUAGGACUAACCAGAAUAUGGAACUCUUUCUGUAAUAGGACCCUGUGGGUAGACAAGUGCCCUGUUUGGAAAAGGUCAUAUAGGUGUAGAGGACCAUAGGCUGCUCUCUGUCUCUAAAGAGACGUGGGGAGGUUGAAACGGCAGGACCUUAAUGGUGACCUCGCCCAGUUCAGGAGUAGUUUAAUACAUUGUAGAUUAUGCAACCCCAGUUUCUCUCAUUAUUGAAUGACGGCUGAGUUCUGCU
Chiloscyllium plagiosum (whitespotted bambooshark) is the source of this 4176-nucleotide messenger RNA. NCBI's taxonomy places the organism in Eukaryota, Metazoa, Chordata, Chondrichthyes, Orectolobiformes, Hemiscylliidae. The record is from RefSeq and is a predicted model, not a curated record.